AUGAGUAUUGCUGAGGACGACUAUCUUUCAGAAGAGGAGGGAUUCAAUGAGGACGCUCUUUCGAACGAGGAGUAUGACCAUCUUUACGAACUCCUUCCUGUGGUCAAGAAAGAUUUGGCUUCAUAUAACGAUUCCAUAGAUGAUCUAAGCAUCAAGGAAGCUAUAUACUACAACUACUUCGAACUAGAGCCUACAGUGGAGGACUUAAAGUCCAGAUUCCCCAAAAAGAAAGAGGAGCCGAAGUUGUCCAAGCUUGCAAUGCUUGCAAAGAAGCGUAAAGAAGCUCGUGCUGGAAAUAUAGAGACAGAGAGCACCAGUACAAUUGCAACAGUGUCUUUUGCAAGUGAAAAACCGAGCAACAAACUAGCAGCGUUGGCUACGGCAAGGAAAUCGGGGAGUCGAGGUAUUCUGAAGCUUCUGUCUCAAGCUUUUGCGGAGCCUUCAAAUAAACCUAGAUUAACGAGGAAGUCGAACCUAGCUGGACUAGCGGUUAAGCGUAAGGCAAAGGCAGAGCCGGCCUCCAACGAAUCACAUAGCAUGUCUCCUGAGCCUGUUUUAUCACAUCCUUCGGAGGAAGCAACUCCGCUGACAGAGGCGAAAACUUCACAGAAGGCGAAGCUCAAUAUUCCAUUGAUAAAUCGGGUGGAUUUUCAUGGAGUAGCUCACCUGCCUAUAUCAGUAUUCCUCUUUGAUACAAUUGUGGAGUCCUCGAGGGAUAGAGGCAAAGGCAAAAAACGAAGAAAAAUUGCAUCUGAGUUGUUUUAUGCAUAUACUAACUCACCACUUGCAGUCAAGGCAAAGACUAAUUUUGAACAACCGAGUCCAGAUGACGUUAUUCUCACUGCUCAAAAACAGGCCUUUGAGUCAGACAUGAGCAAACUCUCUAUCAAGGAUAAAAAAGUUGAAGAUACUUCAAGGGACAAAAAAGUGCCUGCUGCAACUAAACCUUUUAAGUCGAUCGAUCUUGCCAAAGAGCUCGCUGGCAAUCCCAACUUCACCAAACCCAACAAAUCAUUUGUCAUCAUUGGUCAUGUGGAUGCUGGUAAAUCAACACUCGUGGGGCGAAUUUUGUAUGAUGUUGGAGCCGUCGAGUCGAAAACUAUGGUGAAAUUAGUUCGCGAGGCCGAGAAAUCAAACAAAGGUUCUUUUGCUCUCGCAUGGAUCAUGGAUCAAACGCAAGAGGAGAGAUCCAGAGGUGUGACAAUCGACAUAUGUGCUACAAAUUUUGAGACAUCAGAUACUAGGUUCACGGCGAUUGACGCACCUGGUCACAAAGAUUUUGUUCCACAGAUGAUUGGAGGUGUCUCGCAAGCUGAUGCGGCUUUGCUCGUGGUGGACAGUAUCCAUGGUGAGUUUGAGGCGGGUUUCAUGAUGAAUGGUCAAACUAAGGAACACACUCUUCUUGCUAGAAAUUUGGGUAUUGACGAGAUGAUUGUUGCAGUGAACAAGAUGGAUAAGGAGAACUGGAGCGAGGAAAGAUUUCAAGAAAUCAAGGGGGAGUUACUUGAAUACCUCACAAAACCAGAAGUGGGCUAUAAAGCUGAAAAUAUAACAUUUAUACCUCUUUCAGGGUUGACUGGUUACAAUGUGGUCAAGAACGAUGGUUCCAUCAAAGAGCUCUCCUGGUACCACGGACUCACGUUACUCGAUGUUCUCUCCAAAAUCAAAGGUGCUCCGGCGAAUUCUAUUCAAAAACUUGAGCAGAGUGAUUUCAAUUUAGCGAUCAACGACAUCUUUGAUGUGACUAGUUCGGAAUUCAAAAUAAAGGGAAAGGUAACUCUGGGACUUAUACAACCGGGACAAACCGUAUGCCUUCAGCCGUCGGAUGAAUAUUUACAGGUACAGGAAGUUCAAAUCAACAACGAGGCUGUUGAUGUUGCUAUUGCAGGUCAGAUUGCUAUUUUGAAAUUCAAGACGUCCCAAUUCAAGAACAAGAGUGUUGAGGACAUCAGCAUAGGUGAUCUAGUCUCUAGCAUAAAUUCUUCGUUGAAAGCUGUCAAAAAAUGCACUGCAACUGUCAACAUGUUCAAUAUCACCAAACCACUUCUUGUUGGUACUCCAUUCGUGUUAUUCAGAAGCAAUGCGUCUGUUGCCGCAAGAAUCAACAAAGUGAAGAAGAUUAAUGGUGUCAAAAAGAAAAAGAUGCAUCUCGUCUCUAACCAAAUUGCUGAUAUUGAGAUCGAAAUCAUCGUAGAUCGGCCAUUACCUUUGGCAAGGUUUGAAGAUAACAAGGCAUUGGGAAGACUAGUAAUUCGUCGAGAGGGCGCUACUGUUGGUGCUGGUGUUGUAACUAGUAUAUAG
Candidozyma auris is the source of this 2301-nucleotide messenger RNA. RefSeq names its product ribosome dissociation factor GTPase. Gene Ontology annotation, biological process: translation. Gene Ontology annotation, molecular function: GTP binding; GTPase activity. NCBI's taxonomy places the organism in Eukaryota, Fungi, Ascomycota, Pichiomycetes, Serinales, Metschnikowiaceae. The record is from RefSeq and is a predicted model, not a curated record. The coding region runs from base 1 to 2301 and encodes 766 amino acids. The transcript is spliced from 2 exons.